Messenger RNA from Trichomonas vaginalis G3, 1599 nucleotides. RefSeq lists its product as uncharacterized. The record is from RefSeq and is a predicted model, not a curated record. The transcript has a single exon. Lineage: Eukaryota; Parabasalia; Trichomonadida; Trichomonadidae. Bases 1 to 1599 code for a protein of 532 amino acids.
AUGGGAGAUCAUGAUGAAUAUGCCUACAUAUUCUAUUCUUCUGCAAUUCUUCAAGCAGACAAAAAAAUUAUUGAAAUCUUGUUACCACCUUAUUUUUCAGCAUCAAAUGUCUUUCCAUUCAUUCAGAAAUUGCAUGAAGAUGUUUCAAUGUUCAUUUGCAACGAUAUAAAAUUAUUAGAUUCAAAUAUCGAAAAUAAAAACAUAGAAAGACACGCGAAACACUUUACUAAAUGCAUUAUUUCGAAUAUGAAGUUAUUACCUACAACGCAUUUGAAUAUUUUAAGUUUAUUGCAACAAAACGGUUUUUCAGAGCUUGAUGUCUAUUCAUUCUUUAUUAGAAGCAUCAUAAUUCCUCAGCUUUGUGCCAUGUUGUCAACAUCUCCUUUCUACGGAAUUAUUAACAUUUUCAAGCAUAUCGCGUUGAAAUCAAUCGACAUGUAUGAGGUAAAUACUGAACCUUUUUCAUUGUCAAAGACAAAUUCUAUCUUCGAAGUACCAAGAGCCUUCAAAAAAUACGGUAGAAGAUAUUUGAGGUUUGUUACUUCAAUAAAAGAUGUUCAAGCACUGUUCAACGCAUCAAAGAAAGCAAUGAAAUUACCACCGUUACUUCUCAAACUCGGAGAAAUGAAGAAUUUGGCUUAUUUAGGAUAUUCUCCGAUUUUAUUCAACGUUUAUCCCAAAGAAGUAUCAGAUGGGGAGAUAAAAAUCAAGGACACAAUUGUGUUUAAAGAUGAAAGAAGAUCCGUAAUCAUACCAAAGAUACCUAUUUACGAGAGAAUUUAUAUGCAAUUGCGCCAAGACGCGCUUCGUGAGAAGAAGUUUGAUCUCGACUAUUACGAUAACUCAGGAAAGAAGAAAUUAUAUGAAAAUCUCUUGCAAAAGGCAAAAGAAAAUAAUUUGGGAGAUGAAUUCUCUUCUGACGCUAGCGAUGAGACACAUGAUGAGAAGAGACCUCGAUAUAGCAUGUCUGAGUUCUCUUACAACGAUUCUUUGGAAGAAAUUUCAAAUGAUAUUAUUGAGCCGGCCAAAAACAACAAAACGAACAACCAGAUCAAUAACACAAAGCCAAGAGAAUCAGAAAUCAGUUUUAGAGAUUUUCUGAUUCUGAAACAAUUGAAAAUAUCCAAAGAACAUUCUUACAACUUCGAGAUUCUCAUAGAACUGUUGUUUAUUCAGCGUCAGGUUGCGAAUUGGCACGAAAUUGUCCAGAAAAAUUACGAUAUUUGCGUAUUAAGUUGUGCCAAUGAUUUCAUAUCAACAUUUAACUUUAGUAACAGCAAAUCCCUCAAAUCACAUCAGAAACUGAUCGAUUAUUCCUCAAUAUUUUCAUCAAAAUCCGUAAUCUGCAAUUAUUGCUCUUGUAGAGUAGAAUAUAUUCUUAAGGAGUGGCAGAAUGAAACAACAAAUGCAUUAGUUGAAAAAUUUGGUCAAAUUUGGAUAAAAAAUAAUUUAUCUAAAGAAAGAAAAAGUCUAAAUACAGAUAAUUUGCCGAAAUCUAGACGAUUGAUAUUCGGACAUUCCUUCCAUAUCAUCUCAAUUAUCUUUGAAAAUAUCGGAUACGUCAGAUUUUUCAGAAGAUACAAACAGAUCAUUGCAUGA